AUGAGCGCGUGCGCUGCGGCCGCCAUGCGCGAAAAGCACGCGGCACCGCGCCGCCUCGCCUCACCGCCCUCUUCGCCACUCGACCAUCCCAGCCCUCUCGGCUCCCCGCGGGCUGACGAGCCCCUCGACCUCAGAGUCACGCACAAGCGCCCACAGCGAAUCGAAGAUGAAAACUGCAACCUGAUUACGCCCUCACCGCCGCCGCACCCUACACAUCCAGCGCAUCCAGCACAUCCAGCGCUAUUACAAUUCUGCAGACGUCUGCCUCUAGCGUUACCAGCAUCGUUUGGCCGCUAUCCAUUUCUUCCAGCGGCCGCCGCAACGCUCCUAGCUCCCGGUGCCCCCCGGCCUCCACCCGUCCCCCAAAACGCCGUCAACAGAGCGCGAGACCGUUACACGUGCUCCUACUGUGGCAAAGCGUUCCCCCGUAGUGCUAACUUGACACGUCACUUACGGACGCAUACCGGCGAGCAGCCGUACAGGUGCAAAUACUGUGAACGUUCGUUUUCCAUAUCGUCCAACCUGCAGAGGCACGUGAGGAAUAUUCACAAUAAGGAGAGGCCGUUUCGUUGCCGCCAUUGCGACCGUUGCUUCGGUCAGCAGACGAAUUUGGACAGGCACCUGAAGAAACAUGAAGCUGAGAACGGAGAUGAUAAUCGUAGGCGAUCUCCUGAGGAGACGUAUUUUGAGGAGAUCAGAUCUUUUAUGGGUCGCGUGGCUCCCGCGCGGCGGACGACGGCUGCCGCCGCGGCCAGUGCUGCGGAUCACACCUGA
This is a messenger RNA of Leptosia nina, 774 nucleotides long. Lineage: Eukaryota; Metazoa; Arthropoda; Insecta; Lepidoptera; Pieridae. The record is from the annotation of a GenBank genome assembly.